Molecule: messenger RNA, 1409 nt
Organism: Drosophila takahashii
Lineage: Eukaryota; Metazoa; Arthropoda; Insecta; Diptera; Drosophilidae
Gene: vls
Product: valois
Biological process (GO): oocyte axis specification
Cellular component (GO): methylosome
Molecular function (GO): protein binding
Source: RefSeq, a predicted model, not a curated record
GCUCAACACGCCGCGCGCAUCGUUUCUUUUCCUCCGCCGCUUGGCCAAUUUUGCUUGUUUCCCCGGAUAAUCCGAUAAUCCCGACCCAACGACUAUGUUCCCGCAACGCAGCUCCGAGGUCUACCGCACUCCGGUGACCCACCAACCGCCGCCGGCUUUGGAGCUGGCCACCAGCCUGGAGUACCCGAAUCUCAAUGUUGCCGAUCUGAAUGCGCGCCUGGAGAACCUGUCGCCGCGACUCCACGACUGCUGGGACAGCAUCGCGGUCAACGAACACAACCACUACGCACUGGCCACCAACCGGCGCGAGGGACGCCACUGGUGGGGCAUGUUCUUCGGCUACGAACGCAGCCAGGUGAACCACAUGACCGUGGACAAUGCGGACUUCAAGCUGCAGGCCGAGCACACGGUGAACAUUGUGCGCUAUGCGGAGAACAAUGUGCUCCUGGUGGCCCUGGGCGAUACGCGCCUCCAGGCCUGGUCCACCUACUCCAAGGUGCGCAAUCCGCAGCAUCCCUACUGCCUCUUCCUGGUGGGCGAGUCCUCGGCCCAUCCCACGCCCAUCAGCCAGCUGAGCGUUUUCAAGGCGGAUCCGCGAAGAGCCGUCUCGGGAUCAGCGGAUGGGACUCUCAAUGUCUGGGACCUUUCGGGCGCCGAUCUGGUGAGCUCCUACCAUUCGCGCUCCGCUCACACCGACAAGAUGACCGCCCUGGCCACGCCCUCAGCCUCGGCGGACAGAUUUGUGACCUGCGACCGCGGCGGCUGCGCCCGCCUCUGGGAUGUCCGGGCAGCGGCUCCCUCCUCCACGUGCCUCUAUGCGGACUCCUCUCAUCUGCUCAGCUUCACGACCGCCGCCUGGGCAGCACCAACUGAGCUGCAGGGCGACAAUUAUGUUUAUCUCGGCGACUACGACGGCAAGGUUCAUACUCUGGACAUCCGAGUGCCGCGUAAACUGGCGGAAAGUCGGGAAUACUUCACCAAGGGACAUGUAUCGCAACUUCUAAUCAAUGGGCAUUAUCUGGCUGCCAUGAGCAAUUUGCCCGCCGCGGUGAAGGUGGUCGAUGUGCAGGCCAACCACGAGGUCAUCUACACGCACCAGGACACCCAUUCUCGCCUCACCGACGCCGUUUGGAGCGAUGAUAGCACCCUCAUUACCAUCGGGCAUGGCCGCAAAAUGGUCACACAUUCGAUCAAGUAACUUUGCUGGAGAUCCUGUGAUGUUCUUAAGUUUUUUUCCUUUUUUUAAGACCUACGUUGCAUUUAUACUAUGCUUGGCCUGACUGAGGUGCUAUGACGCUUAUACAACGCUUUUUUUUACUUAACUAUAAGUAAAUGUAUAUAAGUAUUACACAAAUUGUAACCCUAAACAUCUUGACGUUGAAAAUACAAAUGUACAUAAGCUAUUCAAA